GGAUCUUGUUGUUGUUCUGGACGGGGGGUUUGUAUUUCUCGUCGUCGUCCUCAUCCUCGUCGAUUUCCUCCUCCUCGUCCUCCUCCUCUUCUGCCUCUGGUGACUCGUCUCCAUCGUCCUCCGCAUCGCCAUCGCCCUCGCCCUCGCCCUCGCUCUUUGCUGCUUUUGACUUGGUGGGUUUUGUCGUGGUGGCGGUCCCGUUGAUCUGCGCAAUGUUCUCCGAGGCGUGGGGAUACUUCUCCAGCAGCUCCCGCUCGUUCUUCUCGAGGACCGUCGCUGUCAGGUUACGGCAGCCAUGAUGCGUCGCAAGACUCGCUGCGAAGCUGAGGUCGCCCUCGCCGAUCAGCAGGAUGGCGUCUUCCUUGGAGAAGGGGAUCACGGGCUGCUGGUUCUGGUGGUACUGCUUUUGCACCUUCUUCUUCUUGGCGUCGCUCUCGAUGGCGUGUGCGCUCUGCGAGUUCUUCUUCUUGUUGUUGUUCUUGCCGUUCUUGUUAUUCUGCGGCGCACCGCCGCCAGUCUUCUUCUUCACGGUGUCCACGAAGUGGCUCUUGUGGUUGAUCGCCCCGAGCUUGCGCUUCUUGGCCAUGGCGGGCGACUGUAGUUAGGAUGCUGGUGGCUCGGCGAGGGGUGGGGGGGGUAUGCGGCGCAAUAGGUAGGUAUCGGGUCGCGGUCCGGGCCGUUUCGUGGUGGUCAGGUUAGAUUUUGAGGUGACGUCCGGCGUACGGCGUGUAUCGCGGUGCAAAGUGGGAUGCGGUGGUCGGCGGUGGUGCU
Molecule: messenger RNA, 771 nt
Organism: Colletotrichum phormii
Lineage: Eukaryota; Fungi; Ascomycota; Sordariomycetes; Glomerellales; Glomerellaceae
Exons: 1
Coding region: 296-601 (101 amino acids)
Source: RefSeq, a predicted model, not a curated record